Messenger RNA from Ectocarpus sp. CCAP 1310/34, 1359 nucleotides. NCBI's taxonomy places the organism in Eukaryota, Phaeophyceae, Ectocarpales, Ectocarpaceae. The record is from the annotation of a GenBank genome assembly.
UGACACACACAUCAGCUUAGCCGCACACACGACGUCAACAGGAGGAGUGGGGGAGGCCAAGCGCAAGUCCAAGCUGCACGCCCGGAAGCCUAUCUUUGAUACGAUGAGGAGCGCGUCAGCCUUGUUCUUCGCGGCGCUGGGGGGGACAGGAUUCUCGAUCGGCGGUGCGGAGGCCGCAGGAGGGUUUUUCGCUUCCGCUUCGCCGGCCGGCGGGGCGGCGGCGGCGGCGCGACCAAGAGGAGGCUUCUUGCCCGGAUGGGGGCUGCCUCGGCACGAGAGUGUCCUCGAUAGGGUGGUGCGGCUGCGAGGGGGAAUGCAGCUUUUCGUCAAGACGCUCACGGGGAAAACGGUUACCGUGGACGUUGAGCCCGGAGAUUCUAUCGAGACGCUCAAGCAUAAGAUUCAGGAGAAGGAGGGCAUCCCGGCGGAACAGCAGCGCAUCAUCUUCGGCGGGAAACAGCUGAGCGGGGCGGACAAGCAGCUCAGCGACUUCGAACUCGAGGAGGGAAACACGUUGCACCUCGUGCUGCGCCUGAGGGGGGGACCGGAAGACGACGUCCCCUCCUUGCGGCGUUCUGGCUCCAGCGAGGAACGGCGAGGGCUGGGAUGGUUCGGCUGGAGGACCACGCCUGCUGAGGCGUAAACAUUUUCUCAGUCUUGUUCGGUUGUCCUCGUAGUUGCGUCGGCGGGUGCUGCGCGCUUUUUGGUGUGUGUUGUGGGGGGCGGGGAGAAUAUGCAUAUCGGGUUGAUGUGAUGGGUAGAUGGUGGAGCCGGGAGGUGGGGGGCGGGGGCGGAAUAGAGAGUGAACACUAGGAUUUGGCCUUUUGUGGUAGUUUUUUCUUUCUUGUCCCUCUCGUGGAAAGAUGUGUGUUACAAUUUUGUUGUAGUGUGCCUGCUAAAGAGAGUCAGCAAGCUUUUGCCUUGUUGAUUACACUCUUACCCUCGCCAGAUUAAGUGCUCGAUCACUGGCAACCUGAUGCUGGCCUGCUGGAACCACGAAACAUACAAGAUAGCCCCAUGUCUGCACGUCUUUCGGUCACUCGAGGCAUGUUGCAUGCUGUUGGAGUGAGAUUCCAAGACCACCUGUGGAGUAGAUCGUCGACAGCGCCUCAUUGGGACAUGGGUCUUUGUGACGUCGUGACGUCCACACCACACGUGUUUCCAGAGGUAUUUGUAGGAUAGCGCCCAGACACUUUUAUUACGUCGACAUGAAGAGCACAGAGGAGGCCUGACGUAAAACAUGAACCAACUUCGCUGGUGUAUAAACAGCAUUCGCUAGUGGUCGGAGGUGUUUCUAGUCCCCCCUGGAGAGGCAAGAGGAUACAACAAUAUUUCACGGCGCGCGACAGACCUCCCCAG